AUGACUGCCAAUCAAUGUAGAAGGCCAAAUUUGGAACCCCCGAAAAUCUACGAGACUUUCUCUCUUUGCUCUCUGCGGGCGGAUGCUCAACUUGGGGAUAAUAGGUUGCUAGAUGCCAUCGAACGAUGUUGUACAACUCCCAUAAAAGGGUUCCAGUGUUGGAACUACUGCGAAGUCGAGCAAUCGAUGUUUCCAACUUGGCUUGGUUGUGUUCAAGAAACACUGAACUCCACAUGGGGAACAGCUUGUCAAAGUGCCGACCAGUCACCAAUCCUCACAGAAACUGCACCAUAUCCAACGUCAUUUACCAAUCCACCGCCUCCAUUAACAAUGAAGACUAGUGAUAACGCAGCCACAAAUACCUCUGCCACAUCAUCGUCAAUAACUGGUGCCAAGAACGCGACCACAAGUACCUUCGUUAUAUCAGCUUCACCAACCGAUGUCAAAAACAGCGGGUCAACAAAGACUUUGGAGCUGUCCAUGGGUGGUAUAAUGUGUGCAUUCCUGGUACUUUCAGCUCUUGCUUUAUAA
This is a messenger RNA of Venustampulla echinocandica, 531 nucleotides long. RefSeq lists its product as uncharacterized. The coding region runs from base 1 to 531 and encodes 176 amino acids. The record is from RefSeq and is a predicted model, not a curated record. NCBI's taxonomy places the organism in Eukaryota, Fungi, Ascomycota, Leotiomycetes, Helotiales, Pleuroascaceae. The transcript has 2 exons.